Camelus dromedarius (Arabian camel) is the source of this 3086-nucleotide messenger RNA. Its product is annotated as primary amine oxidase, liver isozyme. The transcript is spliced from 4 exons. Gene Ontology annotation, cellular component: Golgi apparatus; early endosome; endoplasmic reticulum. Lineage: Eukaryota; Metazoa; Chordata; Mammalia; Artiodactyla; Camelidae. The record is from RefSeq and is a predicted model, not a curated record. Gene Ontology annotation, biological process: amine metabolic process; response to antibiotic. The coding region runs from base 128 to 2398 and encodes 756 amino acids. Gene Ontology annotation, molecular function: primary methylamine oxidase activity; quinone binding; copper ion binding.
CACCCAGAGACCAAGCACCUCUGGAGACUGAAAGAGACAUCCUGCACUCAGGUCCUGUCGGUCGAUCUUUUUAUCUUGCAUUCUGCAUUCUGAUUCAAGAGACUGAAGACAGCCAGGAGCUUCAGCUAUGACCCUCUUCAUUCUUUUGUGUAGUGUUCUGGUGAUGGCCAUGGGUGAAGGUGGUGCUGGGAGUAAGGAAGGAGUAGGGAAGGAAUGUAAACCCAGCUGCCCCUCCGUAUCUCCCAGUGCCCAGCAAUGGACACACCAUGGCCAGAGCCAGCUGUUUGCAGACCUGAGCCGAGAAGAGCUGGCAGCUGUGAUGAGCUUUCUGGCCCAGAAGCUGGGGCCAGACCUGGUGGACGCAGCCCAGGCCCAACCCUCGGACAACUGUGUCUUCUCAAUAGAGCUGCAGCUGCCCCCCAAGGCUGCAGCCUUGGCCCACCUGGACAAGGGGAGACCCCCGCCUGCCCGGGAGGCACUGGCCAUCGUCUUCUUUGGUAGACAGCUCCAUCCCAACGUGACUGAGCUGGUGGUGGGACCACUGCCCCACCCCUCUUACAUGCGGGAUGUGACUGUGCAGCGUAAUGGGGGACCCCUGCCCUAUCACCGACGCCCUGUGCCCAUCCGAGAGUACUUGGACAUAGACCACAUGAUCUUCAACAGAGAGCUGCCCCAGGCUGCUGGGCUUCUCCAUCACUGCUGCUCCUACAAACGCCAAGAAAAGAACCUGGUGACAAUGAACUCAGCCCCCCGUGGUUUGCAGUCAGGGGACCGGGCCACCUGGUUUGGCCUCUACUACAACAUCUCAGGGGCUGGGUAUUACCUGAACCCCUUGGGGUUGGAACUACUGGUAGACCACAAGGCUCUGGACCCCACCGGCUGGACCAUCCAGAAAGUGUUCUUUCAAGGCCGCUACUAUGAGAGUCUGGCCCAGCUGGAGGAAGAGUUUGAGGCUGGCCGGGUGAAUGUGGUGGUGGUCCCAGACAAUGGCACAGGUGCAUCCUGGUCCCUGAAAUCCCCAGUGCCCCCGGGUCUGGCUCCCCCUCUGCAGUUCCAUCCCCAGGGUCCCCGCUUCAUUGUCCAGGGGAGUCGAGUGGCCUCCUCAUUGUGGACUUUCUCCUUUGGCCUUGGAGUUUUCACUGGCCCAAGGAUCUUUGACAUCCGCUUCCGAAGGGAGAGAGUGGCCUAUGAGGUCAGCCUCCAGGAGGCCUUGGCCGUCUACGGUGGAAAUUCUCCUUCUGCUCUGAGAGGCCGGUAUGCGGACAGCAACUUUGGCUUGGGCUACUUCUCCACACCUCUGACCCGUGGGGUGGACUGCCCCUAUCUGGCCACCUAUGUGGACUGGCACUUCCUUUUGGAGUCCCAAGCCCCCAAGACACUACACGAUGCCUUCUGUGUGUUUGAGCAGAACCAGGGCCUCCCACUGAGGCGACACCACUCAGAUGAGACCGCCUACUAUUUUGGGGGCCUUGCAGAGACAGUGCUGGUUAUCAGAUCUGUGUCCACCAUGCUCAACUAUGACUAUAUAUGCGAUUUGGUCUUCCACCCCAAUGGGGCCAUAGAAGUCAAAGUCCAUGCCACGGGCUAUAUUGGUUCAUCGUUCCUCUUUGGUGCUGCCCGAAGAUUCGGAAACCAGGUUGGGGAGCACACGCUGGGCACCGUCCAUACUCACAGUGUCAACUUCAAGGUGGAUCUUGAUGUGGGAGGAGUGGAGAACUGGGUCUGGGCUGAAGACACGGCUUUUGUCCCCACGGCGAUACCCUGGAGUCCUGAGCACCAGAUACAGAGGCUGCAGGUGACCCGGAAGUUGCUGGAGACGGAAGACCAGGCUGCCUUCCCCCUGGGAACUGCCCUGCCUCGCUACGUGUACCUGGCCAGCAACCACAGCAACAAGUGGGGCCACCCUCGGGGCUACCGCAUCCAGGUGGUCAGCUUUCCUGGGGAGCCGCUGCCCCAGGCCAGCUCCAUGGAGAGAGCCUUCAGCUGGGCGAGGUACCAGCUGGCUGUGACCCAGCGGAAGGAGGAGGAGCCCAGCAGCAUCAGCAUCUACAAUUUGAAUGACCCCUGGACCCCGACCUUGGACUUCACGGACUUCAUCAACAAUGAGACCAUCGCUGGGCAGGACCUGGUGGCCUGGGUGACAACCGGUUUCCUGCACAUCCCACAUGCAGAGGACGUUCCCAAUACGGUGACUGUAGGGAACGGAGUGGGCUUCUUCCUCCGGCCCUACAACUUCUUUGACCAGGACCCCUCCUUUGACUCUGCUGACUCCAUCUACUUCCGGGCAGACCAGGAUCCUAGGGCUUGUGAGGUCAACCCCAUGGCUUGCCUCCCCAAGUAUGCAGCCUGUGCCCCGGACCUCCCUGCCUUCUCCCACGGGGGCUUCUCUUACAACUAGAUGGGCCCUGGAAUGGGGAUUUUGGCUGGGGACCCAGGACUGGGAAGUGUGGGAGGGGAGGCAAUGGGCACUGGGCAGGGCAGUCUGUGCCCUCUUCUCCCUCCUCACACCCCAAGGUCCUCUCUCUCCCACUGUCCUCCCUGCCUCCCCCUCCCUACUGGGAGCAUCCUGAGCCUGUGACACCUGACACAGGGGUACUUGGCUUUGUGGACCCCAGACCUGCUGGGCUCCUGUCCCUGAGAGGAGAGGAAUGGCCAGCCAGGAGCCAGGAGUGAUGGCCAAACUUUUACCAGAAGACUCCUGUCUUUUCUAACAGUUGGUAAUCUUAUUUUUUAAAUGAGAUAUAAUUCCCAUAACGUAAAAUUCACCCUUUUAACAUGUAAAAUCUAAUGAGCUUGGGUAUAUUCAUUAAGUUAUGUAACCAUUGCUGCUCUCUAAUUCCCUAACAUUUUCAUCACCCCAGAAAGAAACCCCAAAACUUGUUAGCCGUCACUGCCUAUUUCCCUCUAACCCCUUCCUCGCUCUAGGCAGCCACUGACCUUUCUGUCACUGCAGAUUUGCCUAUAUUCUGGAAAUUUCAUAUAAAUAGACUCAUAUGUGGUCUUUUGUGUUGGCUUCUUUCACUCAGUUUAGUGUUUUUGAGGUGCAUCCAUGUUGUAGAAUGAAUCAGGACUUUGUUCCUUUCUGG